Molecule: messenger RNA, 1157 nt
Organism: Somion occarium
Lineage: Eukaryota; Fungi; Basidiomycota; Agaricomycetes; Polyporales; Cerrenaceae
Source: the annotation of a GenBank genome assembly
GUCUGUUCCAUCCUCCCAACUCAAUUUCUAGGUCUUCGCUGUACUGAACGUUGCCCACCAUGUCAACACGACCAUUGAAUGAUGAUGAGGUUAUUAGCGAGAUGAACAAGAUGGUGGCGUUCAUCAAGCAGGAGGCAUUGGAAAAGGCCAGAGAGAUUAAAGUCAAAGCGGAUGAGGAGUUCGCGAUCGAGAAGGCCAAACUCGUGAAACAAGACCAGCAAGCUAUCGAUCUGCAGUAUGAGAAGAAGCGCAAGGGUGCUGAAACUGCACAGAAGAUUGCACAGUCAACCUUGACGAAUAAGUCACGUCUCAAACUCCUUCAACAACGAGAGGAACAUCUUCAGGACCUCUUUGAAACAGCACGCGAAUCGAUUCUUGACCUCGCCGCAAACGAAGGCCAAUACGUUCAGUUCCUUGAGGGCGUAAUUGUCCAAGCACUUCUACAACUUCUCGAGUCGGACGCGACUGUACAUGUCAGAGGGAAGGAUGUUGAUAUCGGAAAGAAGGCUGCCAAAAAUGCUCAGAAACAGUACACCGAGAUCAGUGGCAGGCAUGUCGACGUCAAAGUAGAGGGGUCAUUGUCGAAUGAACUAGCUGGUGGUGUCAUUUUGAUCAGCGGGGACAGGCGCAUUACGGUUGACAACACUCUCGACGAACGGUUACGCCUGCUCGAGGAUAGAAUGCUGCCCGAAAUUCGAUUCGAUCUCUUUGGAGCUAAUCCGAACCGCAAGUUCUAUCACUAGUUGUGCGCGGAUACCAGACAUGGAGAUGGAUCCUGUACCAGUAUCACCGAGGAUUUUAUAUAACGGACAUCAUAAUCUACACUCUGACGAUUGUAGUUGAGCCGGGGGAGCUGUUGAACGACGACAAUGUCUUUCCUUUGUAGACAACCUGAAUCGGCCUCGCUUUCGCAUGGGUAUCAGUCUUGAUCGUGAUGGGACCAAGUUGGCUGUUCGUCCAUUGGAAGUCUACCGUCAAGCCUCCUCUCACCCUUGCGCCCUUAAUUGAGCCGGAAGGCCAGUUGUCCGGAAGAGCAGGAAGGACCGUGAUGACUAUUGGCGUUGUCAAUGAUGGAACGUCAGGUGCUUGCAGCAAUCCGUUCUGUGAACGUAUUCAUGAACAUCAAUGACGAAUCGUGCAAUUAUAUCAUGAGACCU